Pelodiscus sinensis (Chinese soft-shelled turtle) is the source of this 1245-nucleotide messenger RNA. Lineage: Eukaryota; Metazoa; Chordata; Testudines; Trionychidae. The record is from RefSeq and is a predicted model, not a curated record.
GGGCUUUGCACACUGCUCCUCAUGGACUCCUGCCUCUCUUGUUGUGGGCUCUGUGCCGCUGGGGCCUGUCACGCAGGCAGCUUGACCCUUCGGCUGGCACAAGCAGGCUGUAAGAGGAGACUUGCACUCGUGCCCAAAGUGGGAGGCUGGUGGGUGGGGCAGCUAAUUACAGAACCUGGUAAAUAACAUGAGCUGGCUCCCCCGAAAUAGCCAGGUGGAGUCUAUAUAAGGGGGCCACGGGGUUCUGGCCUCUCAGAACAGACUGCGUGUGGGAAGAGGAGCCUACGAGAAGCGGCGCCGAGGCUCUUGGGUCUGAGGAGAGCGACCGGCAGCGUGAGCAGCGCUCUGAGCUGGAGCAAGCGGCCCAGAGCCGCCGCCUCCCCCUCUCCCAGGCUGUCGUGGGUCUCUGCCCUUGCGCGCUCUCGCCGGCUUGAGCCCUGUAGCAUGAAGUACUAUGGCCCAGCCUUGCUGCCUCGCUACCGCGGGUGCUCCCGGCGCCUGAGGCCGGCCCGCACGGUGCGCUUCCCCAAUGACAUCGUCUUCCAGGACAACAUCAGGCAGGGGGACCUGGAGCAGGUGGGCAGGUUCAUCCGAGCCAGGAAAGUCACCUUGAGCACCCUCUACCCCUCAGGUGUGAGUGCUGCCCCGUGGCACUGGCAAAGCUGCUGGGUGGGGGAGCUCGCGCAGGGCGUCACUCACCUGUUGGAACCUGCUGCUUGUGGGAAUGGGGCCUGGGGGGGACCAGGGCUCCUGGGUUCCCAGUGCUGGGAAGGGAACGGCCCCUGGGGCGUGGAAACAAGAGGCAGCUCCCCCUCAGGCUGCCUUGCCUCCUGCUGCUGUAAGAGCUGGAACUCGGGGUGCAGGGUGGACAGCUGGGCCAGGGUGCUCAACACCCCACUAUACAAACCGCUCCAGUGUCCCUGCCUGCCUGUGCAGCUCCCUCCCUCUGUCUCCUGCAGGUACCUCCUCUCGCUGGGGGCCAGGCUGGAUGCCACCAACGACGAAGGGGAGAAACCAUCUGACCUCAUUGAUGCUGAUUCCAAGGACCUUGUGGCACUUUUCCAAGCUGCCAGGAUGGCCUGAGGGCAGUGGCCUGGGCCCAGGGCAGGGGAAUAUGCAGGGACGCCAGGUGGUGCUGUAAUGUGUGCGUAGGAGAAGCCUAGAGCUGUAGUGAGUUCACCCUAAACUCGACUGUAGGCCCCAGUCUCCAGCUGCACCAUGGGAAAAUGUCCCCCCCCCCCCAAG